AUGGUGUCCUACGGGAAGCGCCUGGCCUGCCUUCUUGUCGGAGGCGCCGUCUACCCAGCCGUCUUUCUGCUGUCAGUCCUCAUCCAAUACGGAGGAACUGUGUUUCCUCCUGGCAUCGAUCAACCCCUGAAGGCCCGCAUCUGCCAGACGAUGUUCAUCACAGGGUUAAUGUUGGGAAUUCUUUUAGAGGAGCUGGGUUUGAGCAGCAUCCCUGAUUUCUUACGGUUUUGGACUAAAGGAAUACCUCCGUGCAAGGAUCUGUCCCUUGUCAUUCAGAACCAGAAGUUUGAUGGGGUGCCAGUGAGGAUCUAUUCGUCCAGAGCAGUGCCAUCUACGAAAAGAAAAGCUGUGCUUUACUUCCAUGGAGGGGGAGGCAUUCUUGGAAGUGUCGAUUUCUACGAAAGAAUCCUGUGCCACGUGGCCAAAGAGGGCGAUGCGACGGUGGUGGCGGUUGGGUAUGGACUUGCACCAGAGAAUCCUUAUCCAAACCAGUACACUGAAUGUCUGAAGGCUGCUGUCUACCUCAUGAAACAUUCGGAAGAUUAUGGUGUGGACAGUUCCCGUAUUAUCAUUUCUGGAGACAGUUGCGGGGCUAAUUUUGCCACGCGCAUUUGCCAGUUACUGGUGGAUCGCAGAGACCUUCCCAAGGUCCACGCUCAAGUACUGAUCUAUCCAGGUCUUCAGGCCCUGGACUUCUCUUUGCCAUCCUAUCAGCAGAACUGCAAAGGUCCACUCUUGUGGAAAAAACUGGUUGCCUACCUUUGCUGCCGCUACCUUAACAAGUCAACUUCCUUUGUAAAUGAACUUCUGAAGAGCAGCCAUGUCCCCAAGGCCACGCGACUGAAGUACCAGAAGUGGCUGAAUGCCAACAACAUCCCUGAACAGUUCAAAGUCAGGGGCUAUAGAGAACAAGACCAUGCUUUGUCUAGUUUUAACCCUCAGCUCCACGAAGAAAUGAAAGAGAUGCUCUCUGAGACCUUUUCCCCCUUGUUGGCCGAGGAUGCCGUCGUCUGCAAGCUCCCUCAGACCUUCCUUUUGACCUGUGAGUUUGAUGUCCUUCGAGACGACGGGCUGCUGUACAUGAAGCGGCUGAUAGACAACGCUGUGCCGGUAACCUGGAGCCAUGUAGAGAACGGCAUGCAUGGAAUAAUGGCCCUUUUUGGCUAUGACAUCCUGUCCUUUCCUUCAGCAAAAAGGAUUGUCCACGAUGUCACUGAUUUUAUCAGACGCUUGUAA
Protobothrops mucrosquamatus (brown spotted pit viper) is the source of this 1236-nucleotide messenger RNA. Its product is annotated as arylacetamide deacetylase-like 3. NCBI's taxonomy places the organism in Eukaryota, Metazoa, Chordata, Lepidosauria, Squamata, Viperidae. Gene Ontology annotation, molecular function: carboxylic ester hydrolase activity. The transcript has 4 exons. The record is from RefSeq and is a predicted model, not a curated record. Gene Ontology annotation, cellular component: membrane. The coding region runs from base 1 to 1236 and encodes 411 amino acids.